This is a messenger RNA of Chroicocephalus ridibundus (black-headed gull), 6822 nucleotides long. RefSeq names its product zinc finger C3H1-type containing (gene ZFC3H1). Gene Ontology annotation, cellular component: exosome (RNase complex); nucleus. Gene Ontology annotation, biological process: RNA processing. The transcript has 35 exons. Gene Ontology annotation, molecular function: protein binding. Bases 98 to 6073 code for a protein of 1991 amino acids. The record is from RefSeq and is a predicted model, not a curated record. Lineage: Eukaryota; Metazoa; Chordata; Aves; Charadriiformes; Laridae.
AGGGGAGGGGAGGGGAGGGGAGGCGAGGCACCGCCCUGCGCAGGAAACGAAAGGGCCCGAGCGGCGCUGCCAGCCCGAAACCGUUGGCCUGGGCCCCAUGGCGGCCGCGGAGGCGGCGGCCGCGCCCGGGGAGGCGGUGGCGGCACUGGAUCCUAGCGGGCUCUCCCCGAAGGAAGAAGGGGAGCUGGAGGACGGCGAGAUCAGCGACGAUGACAACAACAGCUUCGGGCCCUAUGGCGGUGGCGGUGGCUCCGAGCCCGGCGGCGGCCUCGUCAGCAGCAGGCCCUACUCGAGGCGCAGGCCGCCUCCCGGCCUCCGCGGGGACAUCUCCCUCUCCUCCUCCGGCCGGCGUUUCCCCCGCUCACGGCACCAGCCCCCGCCGGAGAUGGGGCACCUGCACGGCCACGGCGGAUACCGGCCCAAGGACUCGUUCCGCUCCCAUCCGCCGCCCAUGCCGGCGCCGCGGAUGCCGUCGGGCUCGCACUCCGAGACGGGCCCCCGGCUCUCUUUCUGGGAGCGCAGCCACAACGCGCUGGACCGAUUCCGCUUCCGAGGCCGGCCCUACAGGGGCGGAGGGCGCUGGGGUAGGAGCCGAGGCGGCGGCGGCGAUCGGGGAGGCAACCCUCCGGGGAGGCCGCCCGGAGGGGGAGGCGGUGCCGGAUUCAGUAGCAGCCAGGGCUGGAGGGAGCCCUCGCCUCGAAAAUCCAAAACUUUUGGAAGGUCCCCAUCUAGAAAGCAGAACUACUCUUCUAAAAAUGAAAACUCAGUGGAAGAAAGCUUUGAGGAUCUGCUCUUGAAGUAUAAGCAGAUACAAUUAGAGCUUGAACACAUUAAUAAAGAUGAAAGACUGGCUUUGAGCAACAGGGAAGAAAGUGAACAACAAGAUGAUGAUAAAACAGUGGACACUGAGGACCAAAUAACUGUAGAAAAUGACAGUAUUACAACAGAUGCUAUAAAAGAAGUAUCUCCUGAGGAGAAAAAUCCGGUUAUAGCCUUUCAGGCAUUUGAACUGAAACCUCUCAGACAAAAACUGCCUACUCCAGCUGAGAGGAGCAGAUUAAAAAAAGGCAAAGAAGGAGCGAAACAGUCAUCGCAAAAGUCUGAAGUCGCAGAAUCUGGCCAAGGUGCAGAGGACAAAGAACAAACAUCAGUGCGAAAGCUUAGCAGUUCAGAUGUUACAUCUGAAAAGAAGCUGCUUGAUGAUGAGGAGGAGAUGUCUGAAUUGCAACUUAGGCUUCUUGCACUUCAGUCUGCCAGUAAAAAAUGGCAGCAAAAAGAACAACAGGUGAUGAAGGAAAGCAAGGAAAAGUUAAAAACGAAAAGUGUAACACAGAAAGUCAAAGCCAAUACAAAAGCCCACUCAACAAAAAAAACUAGUGCUACAGCCAAGCAAGCUUUGAGGAAACAACAGACAAAGACAUCAAAGAAGAUGCAGCAGCAAAAGGAACAGGACAGGCGUCAGAAAGAGGAAGACCUGAGGAAACAAGAAGAGGAGGAGGAGAGAAGAAAGAGAGAAGAAGAAAUCAGAAAAAUUAGGGACCUCUCAAAUCAAGAAGAGCAGUAUAAUCGAUUCAUGAAGCUAGUUGGAGGAAAGAGGAGAUCAAGAAGCAGGUCUUCAGAUACGGACUUGAGAUGGUCUUUGGAUAAGCCGUCUACAGAUAGUGCAGGAGGCAUAUAUCAGUAUGAUAAUUAUGAUGAAGUUGCUAUGGAUACAGAUAGUGAAACUAACUCUCCAGCAUCUUCUCCAGUGCAGCCUCCUUUCUUUGAGUGUCCAAUAGGAUAUUUCCCACCUCCAGUUCCACCAAUUUCCUUGCCACUGCCACCUCCAAUUCCACCUGUACCAUCUUUGAGCCAACUUUAUGUGGAGGGUAUUUCUUGUGUUUCUCUUGAGCCGCCUCCACCUCUUCCACCUCUUCCCCCUGAAGAGCCUGAACAGCCACCAAAACCUCCAUUUGCAGAUGAGGAAGAGGAAGAGGAGAUGCUCUUAAGAGAAGAAUUACUCAAGUCUCUAGCCAACAAACGAGCUUUCAGAUCUGAGGAAACCUCAAGUAACAGUGGUCCACCUUCCCCUCCUGUUCCAGAUAAUUUGCAGUCUGUGCCAAGAAGCAAUCUGUCCGCUGUCAGUAUUAAUACUGUGUCACAGCCACGGGUACAAAACACAAAGUUUGUUAGAGUACCGAGGCCUCCACGAGCAGUGAUCACACUUCCAAAACACAAAUCUGUUGUAGUUACAUUAAAUGAUUCAGAUGAUAGUGAGUCCGAUGGAGAGCCAUCUAACUCAACUAACAGUGUAUUUGGAGGACUAGAAUCUAUGAUAAAAGAAGCAAGGAGGAAUGUUGAGGCCUCAAAAAUCAAAGCCCCUCCAAAAUCAGAAAAAGAAAAUGAUCCAAUGAGAACUCCAGAGGCUCUACCAGAAGAUAAGAAGAUAGAAUAUAGACUCUUAAAAGAAGAGAUUGCCAGUCGUGAGAAGCAACGCUUAAUUAAGUCUGAUCCACUGAAGAACAGCUCGUCCCCUGCAAAUUCUGAUGGUGAAGUUGAUGGAAUUGGGAGAAUAGCAGUAGUGACAAAACAAGUUACAGAAGCAGAAGCGAAGCUUAAGAAAAACAGACUUCUGUUGAUGAAGGAUGAAUCUGUCUUGAAGCAUUUGUUGCAACAAGAGGCCAAGAAGAGAGAGAAUGUUAGAAUUGCUGAAAAUAAGAUUAACAAGCUGGCUGAACAGCUACAAGCAACAGAGAAGAUCUUGAAUGCUAAUAAGAUGUUUCUCAAGAAGCUUCAGGAACAAAUUCAUAAAGUUCAACAACGAGUUACAGUAAAAAAAGCUCUGGCAUUAAAAUACGGGGAAGAACUUGCUCGAGCAAAAGCAGUAGCAAGUAAGGAAAUUGGGAAACGAAAACUGGAGCAAGAUCAUCUUGGACCAAGCAAAAUGUUGAAGUUGGAGAGCUCCCCUGCAUCAAGUCCAAAAAAGCAUUCAGCAGAAUUGAUUGCACUAGAGAAAAAACGACUACAGCAACUGGAGUAUGAAUAUGCUCUGAAGAUUCAGAAACUGAAGGAGGCCCGUGCACUCCAAACCAAGGAACAAUCAAAUAUUGCACCUCAGGCAGAAGAGGAGUCUGAAUUUGCGUUACCUCAGCCAUCACUUCAUGAUCUUACACAGGAUAAGCUGUCUUUGGACAGUGAAGAAAACUACUUUGAUGAUGAAGUUCUGUCUAAUUCAAACCGAGAACGAAGGAGGUCUUUCAGAGAAUCUAAUUCUUUCACUAAACCAAAUCUUAAACACAUGGACACUCCGAAACAAGAAACUAAAAACAAACUUUCUAAAAAGGCGUCAGAGGAGCCUGAGCUGUUCCUUGGGUUGAAUGUUGAUGAACUGAAAAAGCUUUAUGCUAAAGCUGACAGCUUGAAAGAGCUCCUAGUGAAAAGUGCUUCCUUUAUAGUACCUAAGGAAGAUCUGUUGUGUGGUCAGGAAAUUUCAGUGGACAUGGAUUUUGUUACAUCUCAAAACAAACAAACUGAAGUGAAACCAUUUCCAUUUGGACCCUAUCAUAGUCCUCUCCUAGUAUUUAAAUCCUACAGGUUUAGUCCGUAUUUUCGAACCAAGGAAAAACUGUACCUCAGUUCAGUAACGUAUAGCAAUAUGAUUGAGCCAAAACAGUGUUUCUGCCGUUUUGAUUUAACAGGCACAUGUAAUGAUGAUGACUGUCAGUGGCAGCACAUGAAAGAUUGCACUCUUAGCCGUAAGCAGCUGUUUCAGGAUAUUCUGUCUUACAACUUAGAACUGAUUGGCUGUUCAGAAAAAAGCACUGAUGAAGAAAUCAGCACUGCCACAGAAAAAUAUGUUGAAAAACUUUUUGGUAUAAACAGAGACCGUAUGUCAGUGGAUCAGAUGGCCGUUCUUCUGGCCAGCAACGUCAAUGAGAGUAAAAGUCACACACCUCCGUUUACAACAUGGAAAGAUAAAAGGAAAUGGAGACCGAAGUACUGGAGAAAACCUCUGUUAGAUAGUAGCAGCAGUGAAGAGGAACAGUUCGUUGGACCUAUUAAAUACGCCCAUCCCACAGAACAUAAAAAAAGAGUUCCAGCUCUUGAUGCUGUGGUGACUCCAGAUGAUGUUCGAUAUUUUACAAGUGAGACCGAUGACAUUUCCAACUUGGAGGCAAGUGUUCAGGAAAAUCCCUGUGAUGUACAGCUUUGGAUUAAACUUGCAUACAAAUACUUGAAUCAAAAUGAAGGCUCAUCGUCUGAGUGUUUAGAUUCUACUUUAAAUGUUUUGGCCCGAGCCCUUGAGAACAACAAAGAAAAUCCUGAAAUUUGGUGUCAUUACCUCAGACUCUUCUCAAAAAGAGGAACCAAGGAGGAGAUACAGGAAAUGUGUGAAACAGCAGUGGAAUAUGCUCCCUCUUAUCAAAUCUGGUGGACAUUUUUGAAUUUGGAGAAUUCCUUUGAUGGAAAAGACUAUGUAUGUGGGAGGAUGCUACAGUUCCUAAUGGAGGUGACAGAUGGAGAAGAAAAUCCAAAUCUUGUGUCCUUUCAGCUGCUGGAGACUCUCUUGUACAGAGUUCAGUUAAGCCUGUUUACAGGAAGACAGCAGAAUGCUCUUGUUGUGCUGCAGAAUGCUUUAAAAUCAGCAAAUGAAAAGAUAAUAUCAGAACGCCUUACUGUAAGUGACCGUUGCUUGGCUUGGCUGGCUUACAUACAUCUAACUGAAUUCGGCAUUCUCCCAGGCAAGUUCUAUGAUCCAGCUAAUGCCGGUCCUUCAAGGAUCAUGAACAAAGAGCCAUUUUUAAUACCAUGGCAAACAGUUCAAGAUGUGAAGACUGAUCCUGAUGUGCUGCUAGCUAUGUUUGAAGAUGCUGUCAAAACAUGUACUGAUGAAAACCUUGAGGCUGAAAAAAGAAUAGCUACCUGCUUUCCUCUCUACAGAAACAUGAUAGCUUUGCUGAAACUUCUUGAAAGGUGGGAGUCUGCUACAGAACUCUGUAGAUCUUUAUUGGAGCUCUGCCCUAACAACUGUCAGCUCUUGGAGAGUUUGGCCGCCUUGUAUUUGCAGAUGGAGCAGAGUGACAAUGCCUACAAAGUGUGGAUUGGAGCAUUUGAGAAGAAUCCUCAGAAUGCAGAAAUUUUUUAUCAGUUGUGUAAAUUCCUUGUUUCACAGGAAAGGUCAAGCAGUAUUCUUCCACUAUUGCAAGAUUUUGUGGCAGCUUUCUUUGAGAAUACAUGUCAACAGCAGAGUCCUAUGGAUCUCUUAAGAUAUCUCUUGAAUUUUCCAAUGCCAAUUGAAUUUACAUCACCUCUCUAUAAAGAACAGCUUACAGAUGAUGUUGUCAACCAGCAAAUCCCAUAUCUGUGGCAGAUCUACUGUUUGUGCCAGUCUCUUCACGCAAGUGUUGGUGAAGCACUGGAUGCUUAUGAAGCAGCUCUGGGGGCAGUGAUGCAGCAGGAAACUGUCCAGAACAUCUGGCUGGAUUACCUUGUUUUUAUCAAUAGCAAAGUUGUUGGAUCCAACAACAAAGUUCAAGAAUUCAAGCUUUUUACUGACCUAGUGAACAGAUGUCUGGUUACAGUCCCCACACGAUAUCCAAUUCCUUUUAGUACUGCUGAUUAUUGGACCAAUUAUGAGUUUCAUAAUAAGGUAAUUCUUUUUUAUUUGAGCUGCAUUCCAAAAUCUCAACAUUCCAAAACUUUGGAACGGUUUUGUUCUACCAUGCCUGCUAAUCCUGGACUUGCACUGAGACUGCUGCUGCGAUACUGGGAGGAGAGCAAUGUUCAAAUUCUGAAACUGCAAGCCAAGAUGUUUACAUAUAAUAUCCCAACAUGCCUGGCCAUCUGGAAAAUAGCCAUUGCUGCCGAGUGCUUUCUAAUGGGACAAAGAGAAGUCCAUCAUUUAUAUCAGAGAGCCGUUCAGAAGUUACCUCUAUGUGCAACACUGUGGAAAGAUCAACUCUUGUUUGAAGCAUCAGGAGGAGGUAAAACUGAUAACCUGAGAAAACUAGUUUCCAAGUGCCAAGAGGUUGGAGUCAGCCUAGAUGAGCUUUUAAAUUUAAACACUUACAGAACAGAAAGCAAGAAUCACUGAACGCUGGGUACGGUCAGCCAUAAGUCCUAUUAAAUGCCAAAAUCAGUUGAAUGAUUCUUCAGGCUGACCCGUGCCUAAGGUCUGUGUAAGGCAGAUGAGUAUUGCUGAGCAUAUCAAGUCUCCAAUCUGCUCUCCUUGAACCUGGAAACAAUUAACGUGACCCUCCUCUGGAAAAAUGAACUCCCUGUCUGGCCUUGCUUCUGGGCCCUGCCAGAUUCUCAUAACGUCAUGUACGUAAGUAUAGUUAAUCAAAAUGACAGACAUUAUUUUUUUAUGUUUUCUUUUUAUUUUCUGUUUUCUUUGUUUUGCUGUUCCUGAUUCACUUGACACUCUCGCUGAUGCCUGAGAGAUCUGUGUUUGGGAUUAAUUUACUGGGCUGUGUUUACAGUAAAAAGCAAGUAGUCCAUUUUGGGGUUUUCCUUUUUUAAACCUUUUUUGAGACUUUUUCAUUACAGGAUUUAAAACAAAAGCAGCCGCUCUUAAGGAAAGUGUAACUGCCGUGGCCACAAGUAUGCUUCUUGCACUUGAAGGCACUAAGAGGGUUGCUUACUGCCCUUUUCUGCAUUGGACUCACGGCAGAGACUAUUAAACUUGAAGAUUAAAGAAACUAUUGCAAAUGCCAGUGCAUCAGAACAUAAGAGUGGUCAAUUAUGUGCAAUUUUUUGUAAAGAAAUUUUAAUUUAUAAUAAAGUUUAACAGUUUAAAGAAAGUUAAUAUUGAUCUGUUUUGUAUUGGUACUACCUUGUAGU